AUGGCUAGUAAUCUUAUACGUAACUUCUUAAAUGCUUCAAAAGUUGUACAGACAAGUUCUAUACAUACACUUACUAGUCAACAAAGAAAAAGUCCAAUGGAUUAUGUCAAACAAGGUGUUGAUCAGAUUGAUCAAAUCGCUGGAACAGCUACACAAGCAGUUAAUAGUGUUAUAGCAACUGUUCUUGAUACGAUUACUGGUAAUGAUAGUACUGAUCGAAAUGUAUCUGAUGUUCAAGGAUCUAAUCAAAGUGCUAGUGGUAACUUCACGAAAACAACUAAUGAAGCCAUAAGUCGUCCAGCAUCUGGGAAAUCAAGUACUUAUGAAAAAAGCACUGGUGAUUUAAACCGACAACCAUCUCAACCUUCAGAUAGCUAUGAAAGAAAGUCUCGUAGUCCAUCAGAUGCAAAUAAAAGUAGAAAUAAAGAAUCCGACUAUCCUGAACAAGCUAAAUCGUCUGCAAAUCAAACUAUUAAUAGUACUUGUGAAGAUACCACUAACAAAGCAUCUCAAUGGGCUACAGAUACAAAACAAGUGUUUUCGUUAGAUUUAGAACCAUCAACUUCAGCUUCUGUUGAUAAACGUGGUGAUACAAUCGAUAAUAUUAAAACUACUGCUGACAGAGUUGCUAAACAAACGAAACACACCUUUGUAAGUUAUUAA
Rotaria sp. Silwood1 is the source of this 663-nucleotide messenger RNA. Lineage: Eukaryota; Metazoa; Rotifera; Eurotatoria; Philodinida; Philodinidae. The record is from the annotation of a GenBank genome assembly.